This is a messenger RNA of Trachemys scripta elegans, 862 nucleotides long. Its product is annotated as C-type lectin domain family 2 member D-like. The record is from RefSeq and is a predicted model, not a curated record. NCBI's taxonomy places the organism in Eukaryota, Metazoa, Chordata, Testudines, Emydidae. The coding region runs from base 302 to 730 and encodes 142 amino acids. The transcript is spliced from 4 exons.
AACUCUGCUAUGCUGUAGUUUGACCCCACUGCUUCUUGUCCUGCCCUCUGUGGCAAGAGAGAACUUUUCUCCAUCGUUUUUAUGGCAGCCAUUCAAGUGUUUGAAGACCGCUAUCAUGUCCCCCCCUUAAUCUCCUCUUUUCCAAACUAAACAUACCCAGUUCCUUCCGCCUCAUGGUUGCUGUUUUCAAGGUUUCCAGCCAAGGUCUCAGCAGCAGCAGAGCAGAGUGGCCCCAACUGCUGCUGAGAACCACAGCUCUCCUGGAGGAAAUGUGAAUGGUGAGGAACCCAGCCGAGACCCGAUGAGUUCUAGGAGUCCGUGUGAAGCACGUCCGCAGAACAGCUCACCAGGCUGGAUCGGUUACCGAGGGAAAUGCUAUUAUUUCUCAGAGACUGAAGGGAACUGGACCUACAGCCAGAGCCAGUGCUCUGCACUUAACGCCUCCCUGGCUGUGAUCGACAGUGAGCAGGAAAAGGAUUUCCUGCUGUGCUAUGAGGGCUUCCUCAACCGUUGGAUCGGCCUCCAGAGGAAGCCAGGCCAGCCCUGGAGAUGGCCCAAUGGCACUGAAUUCGACAACCGGUUUCCAAUAAGAGGAGGAGGCGAAUGUGCUUUUCUGAUGGAUGAGAACUGGUUUGGCAGCUCAAGGUGUAUGAAAUGGAGACGCUGGAUCUGCAGCAAAUCUGAUGUCUAUACGAUGGGGACGGGAUGUAUCGUGGAGUCAAAACUUUGAGACUUGUGGGAACUGGACCUGGAGAAGUUUUAUUAGAGGGCCCAUCUACUACUAUCUGAAGAUGAUGGAGGCUGUGUGACAGCAUACCCCAUAAGGCUUUAUGGGGGGGGGGGGUGCUUAUAAAUGUAUGUA